AUGCCAAUGAGAGCGGAAGUAACUCCCGAUGAUGAUGAUGAUGAUGCAGAUGACGUUGAUGACGAUGACGAUUCUGGUGCUACUGCUACUGGUGUUGGUAAAGCUUACGGGGACUCUUCUAUAUCUCGAACACAGGCCUACGAGUGGUAUAAAUCAUUCAAAAAGGGUCGUGAAGUGACCGAAGAUUUACCUCGUUCUGAACGUCCAUCAACAUCAAAUACCGAAGAAAACGUGGCAAAAAUCAAGAAAAUUGUACUGGAAGAUCGUCGUAUGACUGAAAAGGAGAUUGCUCGUGACUUAAACAUCUCAAAUGGAUCCGUUCACCACAUUCUACAUGAUAUAUUGGGCAUGAGACGCGUUGCAGCUCGACUUGUACCGAAACACCUUGAUUUUUUGUAA
Teleopsis dalmanni is the source of this 399-nucleotide messenger RNA. Its product is annotated as protein GVQW3-like. The record is from RefSeq and is a predicted model, not a curated record. The coding region runs from base 1 to 399 and encodes 132 amino acids. The transcript has 2 exons. Lineage: Eukaryota; Metazoa; Arthropoda; Insecta; Diptera; Diopsidae.